AUGAGUUGCGUGGAAAAGGAUUGUCGAAAUUACAUUGAAAAAGUGAGACGAUUAAGACUUGGGGAAGGGGACGCCACCGCAAUACAAACAUACUUUUCAAAAAUGCAAGCACAGUGCUCGGGCUUUUUCUUUAGUAUGGAUCUGGACGAUGAUUCCCGAUUGAAAAACAUAUUUUGGGCAGAUAAUUACUGUAGACAAGCGUAUAAGGAAUUCGGCGAUGUUGUUACAUUCGAUAUCACUUCCUUGACAAACAAAGGUCGUUGGGUUCCUUGUUUUCUGAAGACUAGUUUUUGGGCAAGGAUGUCAACGACACAGAGAAGCAAGAGUAUGAAUGCAUUCUUUGAUGGGUGCCAUUUGUUCGUGUUUAGGGGGAUAAUUUGUCGGCAUACUAUUGCAGUAAUGAUUCAUUGUGACGUCACAUUACUUCCCGAGAGGUACAUACAGCGAAAGUGGAAGAAAGACGUUAGUAGAGCACACCCUAAGGUCGCAGUCAAUUACGAUGGUUUGGCUAGUACUCCUGAGCAGUUGAAGUAUGGCAACAUGUGUCGUGCUUUUGAAGAAGUAAUGGACCUCACAGCAGACGAUGAGGGUCGAGCACGUGUAAUUAUGGAAUGGAUAAAACUUCAACGUUAA
This is a messenger RNA of Olea europaea var. sylvestris, 633 nucleotides long. RefSeq names its product protein FAR-RED ELONGATED HYPOCOTYL 3-like. The transcript is spliced from 3 exons. The coding region runs from base 1 to 633 and encodes 210 amino acids. The record is from RefSeq and is a predicted model, not a curated record. NCBI's taxonomy places the organism in Eukaryota, Viridiplantae, Streptophyta, Magnoliopsida, Lamiales, Oleaceae.